GGGCAACGGUGAACUGCUAGUCCGAUUGGCCGGCAGUCGCUUAUCGUCGGGUCGCCCAUUUGCACGCUACACCGCGGACGAUAUUCUACCGUUAACCGCUCUUCUUCGCUCGCGAAUAAGUUUCGGAAAGCAAAAGUUCAAAGCAAAUAAAAAAUUUUCAAGCCCAAGUUUAAAAGCCAGCUCAUCGCAACCGCCCAUACCGAUCAUUUCCAGGCCGAAAGUGUUAAUUGAAAAAAUUGUCCGGACUCCGGAGUUAGUGUUGAAAUGGCAACAGCCUGCCUGCCCGCGUUUACGGAACGCUUUGAAACCACCUCCGAGGAUCUUAUAGAGUCCGACGAGGACUGCGAUACCACACAGGAACCUCCACCGCCCAAAACAAAUGGAUUGUUCUUCAGCUCCCGGACAAACUACCAGAGCAAAGUGCAGCAGCUAAUCAGCGUUAGCUUCGCCUCCUGGUACCACCUGCUCUUCAUCCCCGGCAUCCUGAGCAUCAGCAAGUUCUGCAAUGCGGCGGCGGUGAACGCCGCCCAGGUGACCGCCGCCACGCCCAGUCGCAGCGAACUUAUGCAGAACCUAAGCGGAUCUGCGCUCCUGGAGAGGCUGAAAGCCACCACCCUGGGCCCUCCGCUGGAUAGACUCAAGCACUUGGCCCCGGCGGCUGCAAACAGUUUGAAUCCUCCAUUCGGAAUCGGAUCAGGAAUGGGAAUCGGAAUGGGAAACUUUGGAAACUCCUUGAACUCUGUCCUAAAUGGAAAUGCCUUCAAGUUCCUUAAUGUGUCGGGAAAAGUAGGAACAGCUAUGGAUAUAUCUCAAAGCCUGCGGACGGAGUGCGGAGAAAAGCAGUUCCAGUGUUCCCCUGGCGUUUGUAUUCCCAUACGGUUCGUAUGCGACGGCGACUCGGAUUGCCAGGAUCACAGUGACGAGCGGCUGGAGGAGUGCAAGUUCAAAGAAUCGACUUGCCGCUCGGACCAAUUCCGCUGCGGCAACGGCAUGUGCAUCCCCCUGGGAUAUGUCUGCGAUCGGGAGGCCGACUGCGCCGAUGCAAGCGACGAAAGUCGCUCUCGUUGUGGUUUGCAAUGCAACAGUAAUAUGGUAAUGUGCAAGAACGGGGAACAAUGUGUGCACAUGAGCUUCCUUUGCGACGGUGACGACGACUGCCGCGACAAGUCCGACGAAGAGAACUGUGCCAAUAAGACUUGCCGCUCGGACGAGUUCACCUGCGGAAACGGCCACUGCGUCCAGAACCGCUUCAAAUGCGACAGGGACGACGACUGCGGCGAUGGAAGCGACGAGAGGAACUGCGGCGCGGUGAACAAGUGCCCGCCAGGAGCCUUCACCUGCCCCACAGGAGGGUGCAUCAGUCAGGAAUGGGUCUGCGACGGGGACGACGACUGCAUUGAUGGCGCCGAUGAGAAGCAAAACUGCAGCGCCAAAGCGGGUGGCGACUUGCACUUCUGUCAGAACAACGAGUUUCAAUGCAAUGAUCGCACCACUUGCCUGCAUAGGACGUGGGUAUGUGACGGCGAAAAGGACUGCCCCGAUGGCGAGGACGAGUCUUCGGAGAAUUGUCCGACGGUGACCUGCCGGCCAGAUCAGUUCCAAUGCCGGGAUCGCAGCUGCAUCGCCGGGAACCUGAUCUGUAACGGGCAAGGAGACUGUGCGGAUGGCACCGACGAGGUCAACUGCAACAUCACUGCUCCAAUAAAGCCCUGUAACACCACCAGCGAGUUUGACUGCGGCGGCGGCCAGUGCAUCCCGCUGGCUAAGGUCUGUGACAGGCGGAAGGACUGUCCCAAUGGCGAGGACGAGCCCGCCGGAAAGUGUUCAGUUAAUGAAUGCGCCACCGCAAACGGUGGUUGCAUGCACACCUGUGUCAACCUAGCCGUGGGUUACCGCUGCGAAUGCCAUGCGGGCUACAAGCUGGCCCCGGACAACCGCAGCUGUGUGGACAUCGACGAAUGUGAGACCCCCGGCGUCUGCUCCCAGCAGUGCAUCAACCAGGUUGGAUCCUUCAAGUGCGAAUGCCAGGAGGGCUACAUGAGGGUCAUGCACAAUCACACACGCUGCAAGGCCAGUGAGGGGCAUGCAUCUCUGCUCUUGACCCGGCGGCACGACAUCCGGAAAAUAGCCCUCGACCGCCCAGAAAUGACUUCGAUUGUGAACAGCACCAAGUCAUCCACCGCUCUGGACUUUGUCUUCCGCACGGGCAUGAUCUUCUGGAGCGACGUGACCACAAAGAGCAUCUACAAGUCCCCCAUUGACGAGGGCAACGAGAAGACGUUGGUGGUGAAGCAUAGCUCGGUGACUUCCGACGGACUGGCCGUGGACUGGAUCUACAACCACGUCUACUACACGGACACCCACAAGUGCACCAUUGAGCUGACCAACUUCGAGGGCAGCAUGGGCAAAGUGCUCGUCGAGGAUUCCGUAGACAUUCCGCGCUCCAUCGCCUUGGACCCCAUCGAUGGCUGGAUGUACUGGUCCGACUGGGGCGCCUCCCCUCGCAUCGAGCGAGCCGGCAUGGACGGCUCCCACCGCACCGCCAUCAUCACCUACGACGUCAAGUGGCCGAAUGGCAUCACCCUGGAUCUGGUGCUGAAGCGCAUCUACUGGGUGGACGGCAAGCUGAACAUCAUCUCAUCGGCCAACUUCGAUGGCUCCCAGCGUCGCCAGGUGCUCUACUCCAGCGAAUACCUGCGCCACCCCUUCUCCAUCACCACAUUCGAGGACCACGUCUACUGGACCGACUGGGACAAGCAGGCCGUCUUCAAGGCCAACAAGUUCACUGGACAGGACGUGCAAGCAGUCACUGCCACGCAUAUGCUCGAACAUCCCAUGGUAGUGCAUGUAUACCAUCCAUACCGCCAACCCGAUGGCGUCAACCACUGCCAGUCGGUCAACGGCCACUGCUCCCACCUCUGCCUGCCAGCCCCCCGGAUCAACGAGCGCAGUCCUCGCAUAUCCUGCGCCUGCCCCACGGGCCUCAAACUGAUGUCCGACGGCCUGAUGUGUGUCGAAGAUCUGUAUGUGCCAAGUGUGCAUAGCAGAAGACCGAUCCACAAGACGACUGGCAAGUCGCCAGUCUCAACCACCGAACUACCUCAGAUUGCGCACAGCGAAGUGCCGGUUGGAAAUGCGACUGAAACCAGUAGACCCGAGGGAAAACCUGAUGGCUCGAAACCUUCACCGAAUAACAAUAUAGUCAUGAUUGUGCUAAUCACUCUAACAGGCACAUCUGUUGUGAUUUUAUUAACAAUUUUGGCAUAUAGACGCUGCACACGAGCUGUGAACUCCAUGAACUUUGAAAAUCCUGUGUACCACAAGACCACGGAGGAUCACUUCAGCCUGGAGAAGAACGUGACGCCACACAUGUACGCCACUGCCAUGGAGGAGGAGUGCGCUAACCCCCUGUGUGAAGCGGGCACCGAAUGUGUCUGAGCCUCCGCCAAAGACCCACUUGUAUGCAUAUCCUACAUACACUGGCCGCGCAGACCGAGAUCAGCAUAGGCAUCUCCUACUAUAAAUUCCUUUAGAACAAGGCCCCGAAACUCAACUAAACAAAAUGAAAGUUCAAAAUGUGAAAUGCAGAAGGAAAAAAAAGGGGAAAUAAGAAACUUUCAUUAGCAGUAAGAAAGAAGAAUGCCAAAAACAGAAUAGAAAAGACAUCAGUGUGGGGAGAAGAGAAUACUCAACAAAUUCAAUUUGUUGCCUAGUUUAAAAUUUAAUUUAAAUGUUAAAAUACUAAGCCCAGACACACACACAUAUACAUCGCCAUACACAUACUCACUCACACACACCCAUAAACUAAUAACAAGAAACAUUUUUUAGGCGCAACAUUUCGACAUCAACUAACGGCGUCGAACACGCACCCACGCCCACACCUCACCCGCCCACCCACAAAACACACACUCGCACACACACAGACACGCGUAUACUAAAAGGCCCUCAAGAACUCAAAGAAGGAACGAGCCAGGACGCCAUUCAGUGCCAAAACUCCAACUUUCCUUACACGUCCAUGAAAUCAAUUGUAAAAAGUUAAGACAUUUUGUUGAAGUUUGCUGGAAAAAGGAGACAUUUGUGAAAUCAAAAAGGUAAUGGCUAAACGGAAACUGUUUAUAGACAUAGAACCAUUGUGACUAGUUGUAGCGUAUAUAUUUUGCUUUCCAAGAAAUCGCAGUUAAUAAAUCAGAGUUAUUAUCUUGA
Molecule: messenger RNA, 4203 nt
Organism: Drosophila ananassae
Lineage: Eukaryota; Metazoa; Arthropoda; Insecta; Diptera; Drosophilidae
Product: very low-density lipoprotein receptor
Exons: 11
Coding region: 265-3438 (1057 amino acids)
Cellular component (GO): plasma membrane
Molecular function (GO): calcium ion binding; protein binding
Source: RefSeq, a predicted model, not a curated record